AUGGUUGAUCUUCCUCAUAUGGUUGCUAUGACUCUGAUCAAGGCGAAAGUACUUCAAGUACUGUUCACAAAGGUGGGAUCUCCUGAUGGAAGUACUGCCCCAAAUCUGGGAUUCGGACUUGAAUCUUCGACCAUCGCCAAAAAUCCCAAUGUCGUCAACUGUGGCGAUAAAUGGCUCGAAAUCGUCAAGCUCAAGGCUCAGAUUCGCGCUUUGUACAAGGCCGUCCAAAAAUUGAAUCCCCACUUUUGGCCGGCCCUUGUGAACCCAGAUGAGCACCUGAAUGCCAAACCCAUGAUGUUUUCAAUCGGGAGUGUGGAGCAGAUGCAGAUGACCUUGAACUUGACCUAUGAAGCAUGGCACGAGGCUCCCGGGGCCAUUGUUGUCAUUGAGCUGGCUAUCGAGGGUAAACUUUGA
Penicillium coprophilum is the source of this 414-nucleotide messenger RNA. RefSeq lists its product as uncharacterized. Lineage: Eukaryota; Fungi; Ascomycota; Eurotiomycetes; Eurotiales; Aspergillaceae. The record is from RefSeq and is a predicted model, not a curated record. Bases 1 to 414 code for a protein of 137 amino acids. The transcript has a single exon.